Molecule: messenger RNA, 654 nt
Organism: Arachis stenosperma
Lineage: Eukaryota; Viridiplantae; Streptophyta; Magnoliopsida; Fabales; Fabaceae
Exons: 1
Coding region: 1-654 (217 amino acids)
Source: RefSeq, a predicted model, not a curated record
AUGGGAAAGAUUUCACAAGAUCAUGACAAGUUGGACUCAGACACAAUUGCAGAGGCCAUUAGGCCGUUGGUCGAAGCAGACCCGUCGAUAAAGGUGAAGUCUGUUAUUGCAGAAGUUCAAUCCAGGUUCAACUACACUGUAAGUUACCGCAAGACUUGGUUGGCAAAGCAAAAAGCUGUCGCAAAGGUUUUCGGUGAUUGGGAAGUUUCUUACCAGACUCUGCCAGUAUGGUUAAAAGCAAUGACUGUGAAGAAGUCAAGGUCUCGUGUUCAGAUAAAAAUGCUCCUUGUUUACCGUGAAGGUGAGAAAAUUCAAGGGGUAAGAGUUCUAUACUGCGUUUUUUGGAGCUUCUAUCCAUGUAUUGUAGCAUUCAGACACUGCAAGCCAUUGGUGCAGGUUGAUGGCACUCACCUAUACGAAAAAUAUAAAGGUGCACUUCUGGUUGCGGUUGCACAAGAUGUGAACCAAAACAUUGUGCCUAUUGCAUUUUCGAUAGUCAAUGGUGAGACGAGAGACUCAUGGGAGUUUUUCCUAAUCAACUUGCGGAGAUAUGUUGUUACCAUUGAUAGCGUGGGUAUUAUUUCUGACCGCCAUACCUCCAUCGACGCUGCAAUAGCUUGCAGUAACAGUGCAUGGUCACCACCAAAAGCGUGA